Molecule: messenger RNA, 1494 nt
Organism: Amoebophrya sp. A120
Lineage: Eukaryota; Dinophyceae; Syndiniales; Amoebophryaceae
Source: the annotation of a GenBank genome assembly
GCUCGUCAAACCAGUAUUUUAUUCAAAAAAAUCAUAGCUGGAGCGAGGUGAAUAUCCUACCGUACCUACUGGUACUCCCAUUUAGGUGUAGGUCUUCCAAGAGUACUCCCAUUUAGGUGUAGGUCUUCCAAGAAGUCUACUAAGCGUUCCGGGUUCGUUUGUCGCGUUCUUCUGUUGUUUUUGGCUAAAUCUUUCUGGUUUUUCUUUUUCUGUUUGGUCGCCAAAGGUUGUACUGUAUUUGUAUAUUUCACUCGCGCCGUCGUGUUGGGACAGCACUCUUGCAGGACGAGUUGAACAAGUUGUUGUUCCUCUCGCUCCUUCCGUCUUGUCGCGCGUUCCAACUAAAUUUUUUUUUGUUCGUCGGACACGGACUCAACCAGAACCUCGCGGCGCUGGUUGUAUCCAUUUCGCCCCACUUUCCCCGCCGUCGACGUCGAGACCAGAAACAAGAAUGCCAGGCAAGAGAAGGCCGCGUCGGGGCAGCCCAGGACCAGACACGUGGUUGCGCAUAUCACAAAAUUGCAGAAUCUCGCAACGAGCUGCGGUCCACGUAGUGUCGCGUUGUGCGCACGAGGAGAAAAAUUCUACGACUGUACAGGCGGUUUAUUGUCGUCUUCCACUUUUUAUUUUUUUUUUUAUCUUUUAUCUUUAUUGCGUUUGCGGCUAACUUCCAUCGCUGGCAGUCACAGUUCUUGAGCUUGAUGCUUGCUGUAAUUCAGCGCCCGGGCGCUGUGCCCUGCCCUCGUUGAGAAGAGGGAGAGAGAGACAGAGACAAAUCAUACACAUUCAUACAGGAGCAGCACUACGAACAACCGGCACCGGUUCCCAACAUGAAGGAGGAGAAGCUGUUUCUUCCGCUACCCCUACCCGCCGACACACUGGAAAUCGAGACUCCGUUAACAUUACCAAUCCCGCUCGAUUACCGAAGAAGAGCAAAAGCGCUGGGUCAUAUUUGGACAAAGGCAAAUACUACACACGGGCUCUUUUAUAAUUUGUGAAGUAGAGACAGAGACUGCCGGUUGAGCCUUCGGACAAGUUGUAGACCAUCGUACCACAGACUCAGACAUGUUGACUAAAAACGGUGCGUACUGUACUUAUAUAUUCCUUUGGUUCUAAUAUGACACCAACGUGUUUGGGGUUGAUACUGAUCUCGACCGUUCUCCAAUUUUUUUAACCGUGUCGUUGGGCGGACCACUGUACGACUCCACAGCAACCACGGCUACGAGUGGGGCCUGCUUCUACGCGGAUAGCAGUACUCCUGGGUCGCCGCGCGGGGAGCAGUACUCCGGGGACUGACUCCAACAAGUGAUCGACGGGGAGUGCUUCUAGAGCACACGAGGCUCCAUCGAGAUCAGCGGUCAGAUGAAGAACAAGGAAACCGAAACUCUUUUACGAAAUAGUACGCCUGUCUUUUGUCUAAACACACCCACACGGAAAAAUGGCGAAACAAUUCCGAGCAAUUUUCUACUUGAAUGAAAAUGAUUCCAACAUAAA